This is a messenger RNA of Rhopalosiphum maidis (corn leaf aphid), 444 nucleotides long. RefSeq names its product small lysine-rich protein 1. The record is from RefSeq and is a predicted model, not a curated record. The transcript has a single exon. Bases 184 to 444 code for a protein of 86 amino acids. Lineage: Eukaryota; Metazoa; Arthropoda; Insecta; Hemiptera; Aphididae.
GGGCCUUCAUUAUUGAUUUUAUACGUCGUGCCCUGAUGUGAAGCAAUAUGGUUUCUAUGGAACUAGAUGUUUGAUCAAUAAUUUUAUACAGGAUAUGAACUAACAGCUAAUUUAAAAUGAAUAGUUUAACUUAAAUGUAAACACUAUACACUAGAUGUUAAACUGAAUGAAUUUUAGAAAAAGAUGAGUAAACAAGGAAGUGAAAAGAAAAAAGAAAUAAAUUCUAAAGAUGACAAAAAAUCAAAGAAGCAGACACCAACAACAAUAAAAACACGGAAAGAGGGUAAAAAAUCAAGAAACUUGGUGGAUGUGUUCAAUGAAUGUGCUAUGGAUAAUGCUUACCAUACAUGUCACAAUGUACAAGAUCUACUGAAAUGUCGAGGCUUUCCAUGGCCACAGGCACAAAAGAAGAAGAAAAAGAAAGGUGGCAAAAAGGGCAAAUAA